GGGAAAUCUCACGAAGGCCUGUAGGCGGGGCCCGAAGCGCGCUUCCGGUUUCCGGCUGCGGGCUAAGGGGCGGGCCUGAGCGUUGGUGAGAGUUUAGUAAUUGCGGUUUGGCGUGCGAGUUGUCUGAAACUCGUUAAACAGGUCUAAGGAGUUCCUUGGACUCUCCCAGGGAAAGGAAUCAUCAACAAAGGAAACAAGCUCCCAUCUCUCUGCUGGAAAACUUUGGUCACAGGAUGAGUCUACAGUGGACUGCUGUUGCCACCUUCCUCUACGCAGAGGUCUUUGCUGUGUUGCUUCUCUGCAUUCCCUUCAUUUCCCCCAAAAGAUGGCAGAAGAUUUUCAAAUCACGGCUGGUUGAAUUGGUAGUGACCUAUGGCAACACCUUCUUUGUAGUUCUCAUCAUCAUCCUUGUGCUGUUGGUUAUUGAUGCUGCACGUGAGAUCCGAAAAUAUGAUGAUGUGACAGAAAAGGUGAACCUCCAGAACAAUCCAGGUGCCAUGGAGCACUUCCACAUGAAGCUUUUCCGUGCUCAGAGGAAUCUCUACAUUGCUGGCUUUUCCUUGCUGCUGUCCUUCCUGCUUAGACGCCUGGUAACUCUCAUCUCCCAGCAGGCCACACUGCUGGCCUCCAAUGAAGCCUUUAAAAAGCAGGCAGAAAGUGCCAGCGAGGCGGCCAAGAAAUACAUGGAGGAGAAUGACCAGCUAAAGAAGGAAGCUGCUGAGGACGGGGCAAAGUUGGAUGUUGGGAAUACUGAGGUGAAGUUAGAGGAGAACAAGACCCUGAAGAAUGAUCUGAAGAAGCUAAAAGAUGAGCUGGCCAACACCAAGAAAAAACUAGAGAAAGCUGAAAACGAGGCUCUGGCCAUGCAGAAGCAGUCUGAGGGCCUUACCAAGGAAUAUGACCGUCUGUUGGAAGAGCAUGCCAAGCUGCAGGCCUCAGUACAUGGUCCCUCGGAUAAGAAGGAGGAGUAAAGGCUUGUUUCUUCCCUGCCUGCAGCUGGCUUCCACCUGACCCAUGCUCACUGCUUCCCAAGAUAGCCUCUCCUCCCUCUGGUACUUUGGGUUUAUUCCCUUCUGCUUCCCCAGUUUUCUUCCAUAGUUUGUAAAUCAUGAUUUUGACCCCUAUACACAUACUGCCAUCAUACCAAAAGGGACCUGAUUGUUGCUCAUUCAGAGUAAUUUUGCCACAAUUCUGCUUGGCCAGGGCACUUUUCACUCCUAGAAGUGUAGAAGGGCGCUUGUGACCUGGCAUGCAGUUAAGGCCCAUUUAUUUUGCUGUGUGUCCUAAAGGAGGCUGUAAGGCAGGCCUCAACUCUUUUAUCCUGGGGGCAAUAAAGGUUGUUAUGUUACAAA
Messenger RNA from Mesocricetus auratus (golden hamster), 1352 nucleotides. It is a transcript of the gene Bcap31, whose product is annotated as B cell receptor associated protein 31. Gene Ontology annotation, biological process: endoplasmic reticulum to Golgi vesicle-mediated transport; intracellular protein transport. Bases 234 to 971 code for a protein of 245 amino acids. The transcript is spliced from 9 exons. The record is from RefSeq and is a predicted model, not a curated record. Lineage: Eukaryota; Metazoa; Chordata; Mammalia; Rodentia; Cricetidae. Gene Ontology annotation, cellular component: endoplasmic reticulum; endoplasmic reticulum membrane.